Coniophora puteana RWD-64-598 SS2 is the source of this 741-nucleotide messenger RNA. RefSeq lists its product as uncharacterized. Lineage: Eukaryota; Fungi; Basidiomycota; Agaricomycetes; Boletales; Coniophoraceae. The transcript has 10 exons. The record is from RefSeq and is a predicted model, not a curated record. Bases 1 to 741 code for a protein of 246 amino acids.
AUGGCCGAUAUCUUGAACUCUCCCGCUUUGGUGCCUGUAGUAGGCGAAUUUCAGGCCAACAGCUAUCUAGAUGGUGUGAUAGCAGCGCUAGGCCUCGCAUAUACUGUCUCACAGAGUCAUACAGUGGCUUUGAUUACACUUGUUGUCUACGACUAUACUCUUAACCUAAGCAAAGAGAAAUUCACAGUGUUACAGAAACAGAAACGGUCGUGGAUGACGUACUUAUAUGUGGCUAUACGCUACAUGGGAAUAGUUCCUGCAGUACGUGCAGCCUCCUGGGGCUCGACGCAAGUUGCACAGGGUCUCCUGAUAAUAGCUGUGCAAGUGAUCAUGACCGCUCGUGUUAGCGCUCUAUACGAGAACUCUAAAAAGGUCAUGAUCUUCCUAUCUGUCACCUUUGUCUGCGUUCAGCUGCUUUGUUUUAUCCUGAACAUCAUGACAUUGGUGCAACCUUAUGGGUCCAACGCAAGCGUUUUCAUUGUCUUGGGGUUUCGGCUAUGUAUGGAUGGCACCCCGGAAUCUCCGCUGGUCUGGUCUGGGCCCCUGAACGAUGCGGCCUCUCUGUUCUACGACUUGCUUCUUGUUGUUUCUAUUGUGGGGGAUCUUGCAACUGGAUUGGUGAGCAACGCUCACACAAAGUAUAUUCCUAUUGGCAUGGGGGAAUCGCUGACGUCCAUCCCGUUAGAGCACGAUUAUAUUUGGUUCCCUUCUGGGGCCAUGGAUGAUUUUGUCUAUUCGUGA